Molecule: messenger RNA, 1812 nt
Organism: Penicillium expansum
Lineage: Eukaryota; Fungi; Ascomycota; Eurotiomycetes; Eurotiales; Aspergillaceae
Product: F-box protein
Exons: 2
Coding region: 1-1812 (603 amino acids)
Molecular function (GO): protein binding
Source: RefSeq, a predicted model, not a curated record
AUGGCCGCCAUCUCACCCGUGGCGGACCCUCUCACUGUCCUACCACCAGAAAUUGUCCUGCAAAUAUUACACUUCACCCCGGUAUCCGCGCUUGCGUCCCUGACCGCGGCCUCUAAGGCUUGGCAUCAAUUUAUCGACGUCACUCACCAAGAAGCUAUUUACACAUCCGAAGCUAAAACCACGCAGCCGCUUGGAGGCAGCCGCGAUCUCUCCUUCCUCUCUGAUACCCACAGCUUUGCCAAAGUAUUCGAGGGCACGGAAUCAUGGAAAGACCUGUGUAAGCGCCAAACACUUCUGGCCCGCAAUUGGGCCGAGCCGCAUCCAGUCAGCCAGGAAUCGGUGCUACAAAUCGGUAAUGACCACGUUUGGCGAUUCCGUGCCGAUUUUAAGCGCCGCUUUUUCAUUUCCACUUCCCAUGCUGGCGGGAUGAACGUCACUGAUAUGGACACGGGCCGUAUCCUCUGGCAACUCCCGUCGGUGUCCAGCACCGAAAAAGAUGGAGUUCGCCCGCACGCACACUUGGAAUAUCAGGAUGGAAUGGCUGUGUUUGAUAGUGAAGGAGAUUCGCUCGAGGUUUGGCAGACAGAUCUUGAAGGCGCAAAGCGUGGAGAGUUCCGGCGCAUCGCUAUCCUGAAUCAUGAUUGCCAGACGAGAGGAUUCCAAUUAUCCUACUGGACUCUCUGUGUUGUUUCCAACGAGGGUCGGGGCUUUGUGUACGAUAUGACACAGCGACCUCCUAAGUUGACUACACGCUUGAAGAUUGAGGGGGGUGGCAUUGGCCACUUGGACCAAAGCGAAGACAUUGUGAUCUAUUCGAUGGGAGCAAAAGGCUAUUUUGCCUACAACAAGGAGUCUGGUGCUUUCUUGGGUAUUUUGAAGCCGUCGAAGUCGACGGAAAAAUAUCACAUCCUUCCUCCCAAAGCUGCCUCUGCUUCUACUAGUGCAGCACUAACAGGCGCUGCGCAACUUGGCCCAAGACCUCAACCCCUCCCACCCGGGGCAUUCCAAAAGGAUCGUUUGGUACCAAUCGAGGUCGCCAAAGGCCCGCUGUCACCACCAGAUGACCCAGAUCACGUCUGGCAUGGGGAGGAUGAAUGGGGAGCAGGAAUGUUGAACGGCGAUCUCUUCGUGGGCUUCUCUCGCGCUGGUCGUGUAUUUAUAUGCCCUGAUUUCCGCAAGGCUCUCCGUGACGAAGCUAGUCUCGCGGCGAGCAGCUCCAUAUUGGAAUGCGAAUCCGACGGUUCUAGUUUUGACAUGGGUGGCUGGUUAUCAAUCCGCAACCACCGUGUGAUGUUCGAAAUUCAAGAUCGGAUAUAUGUCGUCGCCCUUGAUGACAACAAUAGGGUUCAAACUUUGGAGAGUCCCGCCCGUGCUUCGUAUUCGUUGCUCACCAGCUCCGCGCCGCAGCUUGCUGUGCCAGUCAGUUACAUGGCGUUGGCUGAUGAUGCUAUUAUGACUACCUACACCACCCUUGGCUGGCGUGACCCCAACAUUCCAGGUGGCACACCUCCACCGCAAGGCAGAGGUAUUCCUCGAAUCUUUCCUAUAAAAGUCAUUCGUAUCCUCAGCCUGGCCCCUAACCUCUCUGACAAAUCCUCCUCUGCCUCUGGUGACACGGACCAGCCCUCAGCGGUGGAUGGUCUUGGUGGCCCCGCCCUAACUUUGCAAUCCGAAGGCACCUGGCAUCCACAGGACAGCUUGUUGCAGCUGAUUGCUAUGCUUGGCGAAGAUGCAGAUCUUGAGCAGAGCGAUAGUGAAGAUGAAUGGGAGAGCAUGGAUGAGGUUGAGGAUGAAGAGGAAGAAGAGAUUUAG